Molecule: messenger RNA, 1237 nt
Organism: Xenopus laevis (African clawed frog)
Lineage: Eukaryota; Metazoa; Chordata; Amphibia; Anura; Pipidae
Gene: fndc9.S
Product: fibronectin type III domain-containing protein 9
Exons: 2
Coding region: 318-998 (226 amino acids)
Source: RefSeq, a predicted model, not a curated record
UCAUCUUUUUUUUUAUGUCUUUUAAAAGCCAAGGUAACGGCAUUCAGAGAAUAUGUACGUAAUAUGUCAAUUCAGCCAUUUCCAUUCCCAGUGCCGCUGAAGAACUGCUGAAAGAGUGAGAAACAAAGGCGAUCAAUUGAAGAAUGCAGAAGGGGUAACCCACAGGCGCAAAGCACAGACACAUUUCAUAAACCUUCAUUUUCCAGCUGGGCUUGUACUAUUGGCACUGUGAGAGAAGCGGAUUCACAUUUAAAGAGAAAGAUCCUAACACUGAAGCAGAAAGUUAUAUUACACUCCAGAUAAGUCUUUUGAAGACAAUGGGAAUUUCUGUGCAGAACAUCACAGGUAACACCGCAAUGGUCAUCUGGCCGUCUAUCUCAAGUUGUGCCGACAGCUUCUACAGUGUCAUGUACCAGUCUAACUGGAACACAAUGAUGUCUGAGUACUCAAAGAAGAACUUCCAGAAGGAGGAAAGGGUUCCCACCAGCAGGACCUCCUUUAUCAUAGAGAACCUCACUCCUCUCACUACAUACAUAAUCUGCGUGACUUGCCAGUCAGCCAUUCCCUCUAGCGACCAAUGCAGGAUCUUUCAAACAUUAGGCCAGGAUCAAGCUGUAGUCAACAGCAAGAAAAAGGACUUAGCCUUAGGUAUCUGGCUGACCAGCAGCAUCCUUCUUCUGAUCAUAGCCUGCAUCAUGAUCUACGGCUGCUUGCAUAUAUGGUGGCGGAAACGACAAGAAAGAGCCAGAGAGGAAAAUGCAGUAACCAAUGAGACCAGCAAGAAAGAAGCUUGGACAAAAAAUGAUGGUGUGAUGAUGGAGGAAUACGAGGAAGCUGAACCUGUAGCACUCGGAGACGACAACAAGAGGGAAGAUACCUGCCUAGAUGAGGGCCAGCUAAAUACCAACCCCAAACACCAUUUGAAUUCAGAUAAAAGGAAUAGUUUAAAUUGCACUGAUCAAGAGGAAUUCACUGCACAUCCUCCAGAAAUGAACUGAGACAUUUGCAGUUGCUCUGUGUAUCUUUUUCUUGUUACUUUAGGUCAGUGGUUUAGUAAAGCAACAAACUGUGCAAUGAAAUGAAUGUAUCUUACAUGUAACAUUUAGCCGCCUCAUAUUCUGGCAGACAACACGUGGUCUAAUUAAUUUACAAAUAUAGCCUUUCCUCAUACAACAUAAUGACAAGGCCAAAAUCAGUCAGGCACUCAGGGUUAAAACUUAUUUAAUCACCACCAUGU